ACAUUGGCGCGUUUAGCGAAACAGUGCAAAGAGUGUGAGGCCAAAGCUGAGGCACUCGAGGAGGAACGAGACGCUGAGUGUGCGGCUCGAAGCCGAGCCGAACGAGGUCGAUCGGAUGUGCAUCGAGAGUUGAGUGAGUUGAACGAUCGUCUGGACGAGGAACGCGGCGUGACAGCGCGACAGAUUGAGAUUGGGAAACGUCAAGAGGCUGAGAUUGCAAAACUAAGACGCGAACUGGACGAGAUGAAGGUCAGGGAGUAUUCGCAGCUGAACGCAUUGAAUAAGAAAAAUACGGACGGAAUUGCAGAGUUGAACGAUCAAAUCGCUGAAAUGAAACGACAAAAGGCGAAAAUUGAUAAGGAAAAGGCCAGUCUGACGAGUCAAGUCGAGAUGGCAAUGUCACACUGCGAUGCGCAGACAAAACUUCGUGCUGAUGUUGAGCGUCGUCGCAAAGAACUUGAAGUAACAUUAGCGGAUUUGGGACAACACUUCGAUGAGCAAUCGGCGAAACUCCAAGACUCAACAGCGAUCAGAAAUCGUACGUCGUCAACGAAUGACGAGUUGAAGAGUCGUAUUGAGGAGCUGCAAGCAGAGAUCGAUGCGAUCACCGGCUUGAAGACACAAAUCACCCAUCAGCUGGACGAAACAAGACAAUUGGUAGCUGAAGAGAAUUCCGAAAAGAAACGACUUGAUACAUUGGUUAAGAGUCUUCGGAUUGAAAGUGAACACACGAAUGCAUCGUUACAGGACGAGAUAGCUGCUCGAGACGAGCUAGAAGCGCAAUUGAACAGAGCGCUUGCAGAAGUACAACAACUGAAGGGACGAUUCGAAAGUGCUGAUUUGCUGGAUGAGAAUGUCAUCGAGAAGCAAAAAAUGAUGACAUGUUCAGCGAUAAAAGAAAUCGAGAUGAAGCUGGACACGAGUAAUGCCAAAAUAACGACACUUCAGAAGGAAAAGGAUCGAUUGAGCGAAGAAGUGAACGAUAUUAACAAUGAAGUGGAGCGAUUGAGCAGUUAUAUAGGCCAAUUGAAUAAGAAAGAGAAAAGUUUCAACGAAACGAUUGGCGAGUGGAAAAAACGUGUUGAUGAUGCCAGUAACGAAUUGGAUUCAGCACAACGCGAAUGCAGACUGUGCACAUCGGAUCUCUUCAAGGAACGUACUGUGAACGAUAAUCUCACCAUGCAAAUGGAGGGUUUGAAAUAUGAAAAUGCAAAUUUGGAUAAGCAAUUAAAAGAGCUGCGUGUUCAGUUCGAAAACGGUGGUAAGAGCAUAAAUGAGAAGCAAAAAAUGAUGAAAAGCUUCGAGUUGGAGAAAGAGGAACUGCAACGUUUGGUUGACGAAACUGAGGCAGCCGCCGAAAGUGAACAAAAUAAAGUUUCCAGAUUCCAAACAGAAAUCAAGGAGAUUCGAGCAAAUAUCAGCAAGAAGCUGAAAGAGAAGGAGGAAGAAUUUGAGAAUGUUCGCAAAAAUUAUCAGAUUUCAAUGGAAUCCAUUCAGGUGGAGUGUGUUUUGGGAUCGCUUGAAGCUGAGAAAAAUGAAAAAUCAGAAUUACAACGGCUGAAGAAGAAACUUGAAGCGGAUGUGAACGACCUCGAAACUGCUCUAACGCAUGCGAAUUCGGCCAACGAAGACACACAGACGAAUCUGAGGAAGUAUGCACAGCAGAUCAGUGAGCUGCAGCACGUACUCGAGGAUGAGCAGAUACGACGACAACAAUUCAGUGAAGAUUGUGUAAAUGCUGAGAAACGUCUGGCAUUUGUACAGUCCGAAAAAGAAGUUCUUGAGCUGAAAUCAUCACAGGUGCCUUUCGAUUCUCAAUUAAGAACGAAUGAAGAACGACUAUCAACAACGUAUAUCCCAACCAGAUGUAGCAGUGUUGAAUUUCAGGCUGAACGACUUAACAAUCAGCUGGCACUCGAAACGAAUGAAGUACACCAGCAAAUCGACAAACUCACGAUUCAGUGCAACGACAUUAACGCUGCUAACAGACGAAUGCAAGAGGAUAUUGCAGAUCUGGAUGAAGCUUCGAACGAGUUGAAGAAUUCAGAAAAAUUAUUCAAAGCAAACGCUUUGGAAGCAUCGAAUGCUUCGGAACAACUACGAAUGGAACAAGCCAGAAGUGAGAUGAUCGAACGUGAGCGUAAAUCAUUGGAGAUGAGCGUUAAAGAUGUACAGUGCAAACUGGAUGAACAAGAUGCAGCGAUGUUGACAGUGGCAAAGAAUGAAGUGAACAAGAUGGAAGAUCGAUUGAAGACGUUGAAUGCGGACGGUGAAAAUGCGCGAAGACGAACGCAAGAUGCGAUGAAGACGAUUACGAAACAACAACGACAAAUACGACAACUCGAAUUCGAAAUCGACGAGAAUUUGAAACGAAACACUCAAAUGAAUGAACUCAUUGAGAAGUUGCAAAACAAACUGAAGCAGCAGAAGAAACAAAUUGAUGACGCGGAAGAACUGGCCACAUUGAAUUUACAAAAGUAUCGACAGAUUUAUACGCAAGUACAGAAUGCUGAAGAACGAGCUGAAGCAGCCGAGAACAGCGUUCAGAAGAUAAGGUCCAAAACGAAACUGAGAAAUUCUGGUAGAACCGGCAACGUUUCUCCACAUCAGUGA
Anisakis simplex (herring worm) is the source of this 2613-nucleotide messenger RNA. Lineage: Eukaryota; Metazoa; Nematoda; Chromadorea; Rhabditida; Anisakidae. The record is from the annotation of a GenBank genome assembly.